This is a messenger RNA of Helianthus annuus (common sunflower), 1020 nucleotides long. RefSeq lists its product as uncharacterized. NCBI's taxonomy places the organism in Eukaryota, Viridiplantae, Streptophyta, Magnoliopsida, Asterales, Asteraceae. The record is from RefSeq and is a predicted model, not a curated record. Gene Ontology annotation, molecular function: zinc ion binding; nucleic acid binding. The coding region runs from base 1 to 1020 and encodes 339 amino acids. The transcript is spliced from 3 exons.
AUGUCGAAAGGGAGCAAUAAUGAUCCGGUGCCGACGAGUACCGAACAAAUGAAAGAAAUAAUUGCCGAAGAAGUAGGAAAGGCAAUUGAAGGAAGUCUAUCCGGGUUUAUAGACAAGAUUCAAAGCACGGUGUUGUCGCUUGUUGAAGAGCGAGUUAAAAGGUUGGAGGAUACUGUCAACCUUAUGAAAGACAAAACUGGAGAACGUAAAGGGUGCUCAUGUAAGGAAUUCAUGGCGUGUAAACCACCAAUCUAUAACGGGAAAGUCGACCCGAUAAUUUGCCAAAGAUGGUUGAGUGACGUCGAAGGAGUGUUUGAACGAACCCACUGUGACGUAGGUGACUUUGUUGCUUACGGAACCGGCCAAUUGAGAAAUCAAGCCAAGGAUUGGUGGGACAAUAAGAAGAAGGAGAUCGGAGCCGAAGCGGCAAGGGUUAUGACUUGGGAUGAGUUUAAGGUGCCGUUCCUUAAACACCAUAGCCCCAAGGCAGUUAUCAAUAGGAUCAAGGAGGAAUUUAUCCAGUUAAGACAAAGGGGAGAAUCGAUUGAUAAGAUCACGAACAUUUUCAUGGAUAAGCUGAGGUUUUGUGACGAGGAAAUCGAGUUGAAGAAGCAAGUCAAAAGAGGUGAACGAAGGGCACAUGAUGUGAAUCCAAGCCCGACAAAGAAAGCCCGAACUGGAGAAUCGGGAAAGAAGGUGGAUACUAACGGUGGGUCGCCAAGUUGUAAAGUGUGCGGGAAGGGACACAAAGGGGAGUGUCGGUUCAGCGACAAGCCAUGCCCCAUAUGCAAUAAGACGGGGCACACGGCCUCGCUAUGCCCGGGAAAAGUCUUUGUUUGCUACAAAUGUUAUCAACCCGGCCACAAAAAGUCCGAAUGUCCGGACUUAGUUGGAAAGAGAGAUGUUAAAGAAUCCCCAGCAGAAGCUCCCAAAGCGAAGGCUAGGUCCUUCCAACUCACCGCGGCUGAAGCAAAGACAGAACCCGAUGUGGUUUCAGGUAUUUUCCGAAAUAUCAUCUGA